Messenger RNA from Trachymyrmex cornetzi, 2065 nucleotides. RefSeq names its product Chondrocyte-derived ezrin-like domain containing protein. Gene Ontology annotation, molecular function: guanyl-nucleotide exchange factor activity; cytoskeletal protein binding. The record is from RefSeq and is a predicted model, not a curated record. The transcript is spliced from 10 exons. NCBI's taxonomy places the organism in Eukaryota, Metazoa, Arthropoda, Insecta, Hymenoptera, Formicidae. Gene Ontology annotation, cellular component: cytoskeleton. Bases 842 to 2047 code for a protein of 401 amino acids.
CAGGUAAAUCGUCCUACCUGUUGACCUCGCCUGUCAGGUGUCAGCACACACGCGGCUCGCGGGACCGGUGCCACCGCCCUUUGAACAUGUCGCGCCCUCGGUAGACCGGCCCUACGUUGUAGUUGUGCCUUGUGGCGCGAUCGCGAACAUCGCAAACAACGAAGACGGGAACGGCCAUGACGCGAUGUAAUAAAACGCAACCGAACAGAACGGAACGUAAUGGCGAUACCCAUCCUUGAGCACCACUGUUCGUUUGGUGUAAAUGGUGUCUAGGCGGAAACUCCUCGAUCCGUCUUGUAAGUGAGUGUCGUCGCGUGAGAUUGUGUGUGCGCGUAUGAUAUACACAUAUAUAUUUAUGUGUACGUAUCUAUACGUGAUGGCUCCGAUUCGGGGCUCUCGUACGCGCUCGAUGGUCGAGCAUCGUCGCGCACUCAUCGCCGCACCUACGACGUCGGGCGGCGCCGCGAGAUCGGCGAGCAGCAAUAGCAGCAAUAGCAGCAUCGCCAGCCAUUAUUAACGACGACACGAGUGACGAGAUCGUCGCGUUCCCUUCCGUCAUCAUCGUCGUCGUCGUCGCCGCCGUCGCCGCCGCCGCAGCCGCGAGGAGGACACGGUGUAGCGAUCGACGGAAGCGGCCGGCGGGCGCUGUCGUCGCUGUCACGCAGCGGGCGUGCCUCAAUGUGAUCAAUGAACUCUGGUUGAUGCGUGUCGAGGCGUGCUGGCAGCGGGGCACACCACCGACGGCCCCGGUAGACAUGAUGACAUAAUACAGACACAUUGAUUGUCCCUUUUAUGAAAAUACGCAUUAAACGAUUGCUCCGUAAAACAGACUAAAUGAAUCAUGAUGAAUGAUAUAGAAAGUUUUGGGAUGAAGGGGGCCGGCUCGAAAAUGCCUCACAGUCAUUCGACGCCAGCUGGUGUAGACGGAGGUAGUAGGACACCUCCUGCAACACCGCGAAAAGCUGGAAAAAUGCUGGCAGUUCGUGUACAGAUGUUGGAUGACUCUAUUACAAUGUUUCAAGUGCAGGCCAAGGCACUAGGUAGAGUGUUGUUUGAUCAAGUUUGUAAGCAAUUGCAUCUUUUAGAAGCGGAUUACUUUGGUCUUGAAUAUCAGGAACCAAAUUUUACAAAAUAUUGGUUGGAUUUGGAAAAACCAGUAUGCAGACAAGUUGGUUUAUCUCUUAUUGAUCCGUUAUUGAGGUUCUGUGUUAAAUUUUAUACGCCAGAUCCUGCACAGCUCGAGGAGGAAUUUACAAGAUAUUUAUUCUGUCUACAAAUCAAACGGGAUUUAGCUCAAGGUUUACUGCAAUGCAAUGAUAACACAGCAGCAUUGAUGGCCAGUUAUAUUGUCCAAGCUGAAUGUGGAGAUUAUGUGAUAGAAGACUAUCCAGAUCAUACGUAUUUAUCAACGUACAAGUUUGUGCCUCAUCAGGAUCAAGAGUUAGAACGACGUAUAAUGGAGAAUCACAAGAAACAUGCGGGUCAAUCUCCUGCAGAGGCAGAUCUCAAUCUUUUAGAAACUGCUCGACGUUGUGAAUUGUAUGGAAUGAAAAUGCAUCCAGCUAAGGAUCAUGAAAAUGUUCCACUAAAUCUCGCAGUAGCACAUAUGGGCAUUGUAGUCUUUCAAAAUUAUACUAAGAUAAAUACAUUUAGUUGGGCCAAAAUCAGAAAAAUCAGUUUUAAACGAAAACGUUUUUUAAUCAAAUUACAUCCUGAGGGCUAUGGAUAUUAUAAGGACACAGUUGAAUUUUUCUUUGAAGGACGUAAUGAGUGUAAAAACUUUUGGAAAAAAUGUGUAGAAAAUCAUGGUUUCUUCCGUUGUUCUGUAGUUAAGAGAGUUGUAAGACAGAAAACUAGAGUGCUUAGCCGUGGAUCAUCAUUUAGGUAUAGCGGCAAAACUCAAAAACAAAUUGUUGAAUUUGUUCGAGAUAAUUACGUGAAGAGGCAGACAUUUCAAAGUGUUGCCUGCUCGGACAGGGGUGGCGGGGAGUCAGGCUCACCAUCAGGCACGAUAAACCCGAAUGAUGAGUGUACCCUCUCUCAAUAGCGUGAUCACUAAUUAUUU